AUAAAGUGAGUUAAGUGGAUUCUCCAACCAGGACUUUUUUUGACCACAGCCAAGAUGACAGUACAAUUUAAAGAUGCCUUCUGGGGAGUGGACUUCAUCAGUAAUAUUGGGUAUGAGACGAUAAGUCAGAGACUAAAUGAUGGUCGACGGACAUGCAAAGACAUGGAGGAGCUCUUGAAAAUGAGGGCAUCAGCAGAGGAGAAAUAUGGCAAGGAACUAGUCACAAUUGCACGCAAAGCUGGGGGUUUAUAUGAGAUCUGCACUUUGAGAAAAUCUUUUGAUGAAAUGAAAAUACAAAUGGAAAAUGUAGGGAACUUGCACAUUCAGCUUUCUGGUUUACUAAAGGACGAGGUGAAGAGAAUGGAGCAGUUCAGAGAAAGACAGAAAGAACACCGGAAAAAGUAUGAAGUCAUCAUGGAGAAGGACCAGAAGACAAAAGUCUCCAUCUACAAGAAAGCAAUAGAUUCUAAAAGGUCCUAUGAGCAGCGCUGCAAGGAAGCAGAUGAGGCACAGUUUACAGCUGAGAAGUUGGGCAACACUCCCACAGCCACUCCCAAACAGAUCGAGAAGAUGAACAACAAGUCUAAACAGUGCAGGGAAGCUGCAGAAGAGGCUGAGAAACAGUACAUGUCAAACAUUGAACAGCUUGACAAGACUCGACUGGAGUGGGAUACAACACACAUCAACACAUGUGAGGUGUUUCAGCAGCAGGAAGAAGACCGCAUCAGUGUACUGAGGAACGCUCUGUGGGUGCACUGUAACCAGUUAUCAAUGCAGUGUGUGAAAGAUGAUGAGUGCUAUGAUAAUGUGAGGACAUCACUGGAAAAUUGUGACAUCAUCGCAGACAACAGCUGCUUUGUGGAGAUGAAGCACACUGGCUCGACUGCCUCAGCACCUAUUGAAUACCAAAAUUACUACAAGAAAGAAGAUACAGGAGAGAGUAACGGCACUGCUGGAUUCGUAGGAGUGAUAAAAAGGUUUUCAAAUCUUCUGCAGUCAAACUGUUCCAGUGGCUCCAAACUGAGCAUCAAUGAACCUACUGCAGAAACAUCUGAUGGAGUAUACGCCUCCAUUCCUGGAAGUCAGGUGCCCCAGCCGAGCAGUGAGGGGUUCAAGGUCGUGUACGACUAUGAGGCGCAGGGGGACGAUGAGCUCUCUGUGUCUGUCGGCGACGUGGUGGUGGUCAUGGAUCAAGGUGAAGAUGGCUGGUGGAGAGUGAAAAGGAAUGGAGUUACUGGAUUGGUCCCAGGCACGUAUCUUGCUAAAGAAUAAGUUAACCUGAAGCUUCAUGGAGGAUUUUUAAGACUUUUAAAUGUCCUCAUGUUAUAUAUUGUAAAGGCCUUGUCUUUUCAAAUAACGUUAUAGUUUGAUCUUAUCUGUUGUUCUUGUUUGUUUUGCAAGCAUCAUUUAAAUGCGGAAGCCCUGAGAGGCUGGUGAGCAAAAGUAAAUGGCGAUUAAUUUGCUAAGUCUUAUCUCAAAUACCUUUCUCCCCUGUGUUUAUGACUUAAGAACUAGGAAAUGUUUUAUUGGAAGGGUAAUCUUUCUAUGUUGCAAAAAAAAAGUUAUUCUGGGAAACAGAUGUCAGCAUAAUUAGUUUUUGGAGAGUCAAAAUACAUGUUGAAUAUAUUGUGUUUUAGCAAGUUAAGUACCAUCAUGUGUUUCUUGGCUGGACAUGUACUUUAAUCUUCUCAAAUCAGAUGGUUUGAAUUAUGAGUGGUGCACUUCAGCCUCUUGUGGUCAGAAUAAGUAUUAAAACAAGUUAGUUUAAGAAAAUAUUGUUUUCACCUGGCAAAAUAUUUUUUUUAUUUUUACUUGCCUCAAGGUUUUCAAAUUAAAGCCUAUAUGAGUAGGAUUUGAAAAAUGUCCAACUAUAGCACCCCUGGAAGAAUCAUAAAAUACACCGUGGCAGAGUGACCCUGAUAGCAUGUGAAUGAACAGCUGACUGUAGCAGUUUUGACUUUCUUAUGAACCCUAUGUCUUUAGAUCAUUUGAGCUGUCACAUAACAAUCUUACAGAAAGGAAAUGUCACAAAGUAGCAUGAGACAGUGUUGAAAGAUGAAUUAUUUAUUGCUAUGGCACAUAUUCAUAUUACUUUGCCCUUACUGCUGGUCUGUUGAGAGCCCGUCAUACCAAGGACAGCUGGAGAUGAAGUGAUCUGUUGCACAAGGUCACUGCACUUAGUUUAUUAAUAUACUGUGGUAUUCUCGUCAGUCCUAAAUAUUAAGCAGAAUGUUAGAUUUCUCUUGUUGGCAUGUAUAUAUUUCCUGUGUGUAGUUAUUUUUUCUAUUCUGAAUGUUAAAGAGAAUAAUUGUUUGAA
This is a messenger RNA of Trematomus bernacchii (emerald rockcod), 2317 nucleotides long. RefSeq names its product proline-serine-threonine phosphatase interacting protein 1a (gene pstpip1a). NCBI's taxonomy places the organism in Eukaryota, Metazoa, Chordata, Actinopteri, Perciformes, Nototheniidae. The transcript is spliced from 15 exons. Gene Ontology annotation, molecular function: actin filament binding. The record is from RefSeq and is a predicted model, not a curated record. The coding region runs from base 55 to 1272 and encodes 405 amino acids. Gene Ontology annotation, cellular component: plasma membrane; cytoplasm; actin filament. Gene Ontology annotation, biological process: actin filament polymerization.